AACAUUUUCAAUGCUAUUUUUGUAAAAUAAAAGUUAAUAAUUGUAAAAUAAAAUAUGGCCGCGGAGUCGGCUGCAAUGGAUUCCUUGGAAAACGCGGAUGCGGCAUCAAUUGACGCUUCAACUGAUGCAGCUGCAAGUGAAACAUUUUUGCCGGCCAGGAAAAGAACCACUGAGGGAGAAUCCGAACCGUUGGUUGAGAAGGAGGUUACGAAGGAGGAGGAACAGACUGGUGGCGAAGAGUCCAUGGCCUUGGAUGACAUGCCGGGUGAGCCACCGAUAGCUCCAGCCUCUGAGGAAAGUGUCGACCCUUCUGCCGCUGAACUAGAAGGAGACGAAACUAAAGUAUCUGAAACCGACAACAGCAGUGGAACAAAAGCGGAUACAACAGAACAAGACAAGAGCAUCAGCGAAAUAACAUCGAAAGACGAUACAGACUCUUCAAUUGAACUGAUCAGUAGCCCAGUUACCGAUCAGCCAGAUGGUACGGACAAGGAUAAAAGUUCUAUCGAGGAAACUGACGGGACCACAACAAAGGAAGAUGCUGGCCCAAUAAUUGAUUCAACUGAUGCGGCUAAGUCAAUCGCAGAUGAUUUGGAUAGCAGCGUUGAAUUGAUCGAUAGCCCCGCAGUUGAUGAGCUGCCUGCCAAGGAUAAUUUGCCGGAUAGUAAGAUGGACAGCGACAGCAGCAUUGAACUGAUUAGCAGUCCAGACAAAGACACUAUUGAGGGUCUCAAUCUUGUUUGCGCAGAGGAAGCAGCGUCUAAACCAGAAGCUAUGGAGGCAUCAAAUAGUAUGCCCGACAGCAGAGGAUUAGGGGAAGAGCUAAAGCUAAUUAGCAAGGAUGACAGUGCAGAGGAACAGGAUCCCAAACCAACAACUGAGGUCGAUAUAGCUAUGCCAACUGAAACCACAGUUGAACUAAUUGCGCCCACAUCCGCCAGCCCAGAACCCCCCUUGCCAGAUCAAAUUCCACUGCAAACUGAUGAUGUGCCCGAUGCAGUCAAAUCUGUACCACUGGAGGAAUCACAACAAGCGGAGGCCAUGGAAACAGAAACCUGUAAAGACCACCUAGAAAACGACUGUCUCGUCGAGCUGCCAAAAGAAACGUUACCAGAAGGUGACACAAAGGAAUCCCUGGAAUUUGAGGCGGAUAAUGAAAUCUACUACAAGAAGGAUUGCCUCAAUUGCAAUUGCGAAAAGACGCAUAAGCAAUACGUUCGUGCCAGCCUGGCAGCGCUCAACUACUACAAGGUGCCCAGAAAGGCGCACAAGCGGCAGUACAUCUGCCUGGGUUGCUAUGACACAGCCAUGGACAUGUACGAGGACUAUGCGGGCCAUUUGGUGGCCAAGCAGCCGCUGUUGUUGCGCAGCUUUAACCAGGAUCAUGCAGAUUUUGUAGCCCUAGACAGCAGUGACGAGGAGGAAAACGAUGAAGAGCAGGACAAACCCGAAUUCUCGGCAAAUGAUUUGGAGCUAAUUGAAGAAGAGCUGGAGGAUGCGAUUAAGACUGUAAUCGACAGGGUAGAUUUGGACGAUCAAAUGGCUUGGUCCAAGAGCAUAUUGCAAGCAAAAUCUCAGCGCAUAAGCCGUGAAAUUGAGCUGGCCAACGACGAGCUUAGUAGGCUGCAAAAUAUGGCCGACAAAAUGCACUUCGCUUUGUACAGCUCUUGUCAAGUGGUGCACAAACAUUUGCCGCCGCUCGAUCUGUACCAGAACAUGAGUGACUAUGUGCAAGUGCCGCCAGCGGGUGAAAUAGAGCGUCCGCCUAUACAGCUCAAUGAGACCUACUAUGCGGUGAAGAACAAAGCAAUUGCCAGCUGGGUAUCGGUCAAGGUGAUUGAGUUCACGGAGAGCACUACUGUCGGCGGCAAUCUGGUGAAGAGCUACAAGAUUAAGUAUCUGAAUACGCCAUAUCAAAUGGUAAAGACCGUAACAGCCAAACAUCUAGCCUACUUUGAGCCGCCCCCCGUGCGCCUGACCAUAGGCACGCGUGUCAUAGCCUAUUUUAAUGGCAGCACCUUGUCGCGCGGCAAGGAAAAAGGCGUGGUACCCAGCGCCUUCUACCCAGGCAUUAUAGCCGAGCCCUUAAAGCAAGCCAAUCGCUUUAGGUACCUCAUCUUCUAUGACGACGGCUAUACUCAGUAUGUUCAGCAUAACGAUGUGCGUUUGGUUUGCCAGGCUUCGGAAAAAGUGUGGGAGGAUGUGCAUCCCGGCUCACGAGACUUUAUACAAAAGUAUGUGGAGAAAUACUCAGUGGAUCGGCCCAUGGUGCAGUGCACUCGUGGCCAGAAUAUGAAUACGGAGUCCAAUGGCACCUGGUUAUAUGCGCGCGUGAUCGAUAUUGAUUGCAGUCUAGUGCAGAUGCAGUUCGACGAUGACAAAAAUCACACCGAGUGGAUCUAUCGUGGCUCCCUGCGUCUGGGACCGGUGUUUAAGGAGACACAAAAUGCGCUUAACAGUGCGAAUGCCAUGCAGCAGCAUCGUGUGCCGCGCCGCACCGAACCCUUCAUACGAUACACCAAGGAGAUGGAGACGAGCAGCAGACAGGUGAAUCAACAAAUGCGCGCCAUUGCCCGUAAGAGCAGUGCGGCGCCGCAGAACGUCAAUAUGUCAUCGUCAUCCUCGGCUGCAGCGGCCGCUGCCAAUGCUGCUGCUGCUGCUGCAGCGCGCAAUACUGUUCGCCAUUUGAACAACUCCACCAUCUAUGUUGACGACGAGAAUCGGCCCAAAGGUCAUGUUGUCUACUUCACAGCCAAGCGGAAUUUGCCGCCCAAAAUGUAUACACCGCAUGAGUGCACGCCGGCCUGUUUAUUCAAGAUAGUCCACCGCCUGGAUAGCUACAGUCCGCUGGCCAAGCCACUGUUGUCUGGCUGGGAACGUUUAGUGUUCAAGCAAAAGGCUAAGCGCAACGUUGUCUAUCGGGGCCCUUGUGGCAAGAGCUUUCGCAAUCUGGCCGAGGUGCACAUUUAUCUGCGUGCCACGGAGAAUGUACUAAACGUGGAAAACUUUGAUUUUACCCCUGAUUUGCGGUGCCUGGCAGAGUACUCUAUUGAUCCCACUAUAGUCAAGGAAGCGGAUAUAUCCAAGGGUCAAGAGAAAAUGGCCAUACCGCUGGUCAACUACUAUGACAACACAUUGCCACCGCCCUGCACUUACGCCAAACAGCGUAUACCCACAGAGGGUGUGCAUCUGAAUCUGGACGAGGAGUUCCUGGUGGGCUGUGAUUGUGAGGACGAUUGCUCGGACAAAUCAAAGUGCGCCUGCUGGCAGCUUACAGUUGCGGGUGUCCGAUACUGUAAUCCCAACAAGCCAAUCGAGGAGAUUGGGUAUCAAUACAAGCGUCUACAUGAGCAGGUGACAACUGGCAUUUAUGAAUGUAAUUCGCGCUGCAAGUGUAAAAAGAACUGCCUGAAUCGUGUGGUGCAGCAUUCUCUGGAAAUGAAGCUGCAGGUUUUCAAGACCUCGAAUCGCGGUUGGGGCUUGCGCUGCGUGAACGACAUACCCAAGGGUGCAUUCAUAUGCAUUUAUGCCGGCCACUUACUGACCGAGACUAUGGCCAACGAGGGUGGCUUGGAUGCAGGCGAUGAGUACUUUGCCGAUUUGGACUACAUUGAGGUGGCAGAGCAGCUAAAGGAGGGCUACGAAUCGGAUGUUGAGCACUCGGCAACGGAAGAGGAAGAAGACCCCAAUGUGCCAGAUCCAGAGGACGAUGCUGACUUCACGCCCGCCAAGUAUUAUCAACCGCGCAAGAAGGAUAAACUGCGUGUCUCCCGUAGCCAUUCGACCCAAUCCAAUGAGCCGGACUCUCAAGAGCGGACGGUGAUUAAUUUUAAUCCGAAUGCCGAUUUGGAUGAAACGGUGCGCGAGAAUUCAGUGCGACGACUCUUUGGCAAAGAUGAGGCGCCCUACAUAAUGGAUGCAAAGACAACUGGCAAUUUAGGACGUUAUUUUAAUCAUUCGUGUGCACCCAAUUUGUUUGUGCAGAACGUUUUUGUGGACACGCACGAUCUGCGUUUUCCCUGGGUCGCUUUCUUUUCGGCCAACCACAUACGCUCCGGCACAGAGCUCACUUGGAACUACAACUAUGAGGUGGGCGUGGUUCCUGGCAAGGUUCUUUAUUGUCAAUGCGGCGCCACCAAUUGUCGAAUACGUUUACUUUAAAUUAAAUACCUAUUUAUGUCGUUUGUUAAGCAAUUAAGCACAUUAAGAAUACAGCUAUA
Molecule: messenger RNA, 4220 nt
Organism: Drosophila novamexicana
Lineage: Eukaryota; Metazoa; Arthropoda; Insecta; Diptera; Drosophilidae
Gene: egg
Product: histone-lysine N-methyltransferase eggless
Exons: 8
Coding region: 55-4161 (1368 amino acids)
Biological process (GO): negative regulation of gene expression; heterochromatin organization
Cellular component (GO): nucleus
Molecular function (GO): zinc ion binding; protein binding; histone H3K9 methyltransferase activity
Source: RefSeq, a predicted model, not a curated record